Malurus melanocephalus (red-backed fairy wren) is the source of this 2327-nucleotide messenger RNA. It is a transcript of the gene NR1H4, whose product is annotated as nuclear receptor subfamily 1 group H member 4. The record is from RefSeq and is a predicted model, not a curated record. The coding region runs from base 296 to 1729 and encodes 477 amino acids. Gene Ontology annotation, molecular function: RNA polymerase II cis-regulatory region sequence-specific DNA binding; zinc ion binding; bile acid binding. Gene Ontology annotation, biological process: positive regulation of transcription by RNA polymerase II; negative regulation of inflammatory response; negative regulation of transcription by RNA polymerase II. The transcript has 11 exons. NCBI's taxonomy places the organism in Eukaryota, Metazoa, Chordata, Aves, Passeriformes, Maluridae.
UUUGAUUCAUUGUGUUAUCACUACAGGCUUCUGCUAAACAUGAAAGAAAAACAAAACAAAAAUGUUCCUAUGUGAGAAUCAUUAGGAUACUGAACUGAGUGCAGAACUGUCUUACAUCCUGUCGUCUUCAGUCUUCCAGAAAAGAACAAGAACCUAGAGAUUGGGAAUUAAAUUGAAAUUCCACUAGUCUAAAUGGCAGUCAAAACCAGGUUAGAAAUGGAGGACUUGCAGUUUAAUCAGGGUCUCUUUUMAACCUCCUUUUUAAUCAGCAUAUUCCUCCUGAACUGAAGAAUAAAUGGGAUCGGAAAUGAAUUUAAUAGGACAUCAUCAGCUAGCCGCUGCUGGUGGAUUUCCUCUCCCUGAAGGUCCUCAUUUGUUUGGUGUCCUUUCAGAACCAAUGAGUUCUCCAGUGCAAGAGGCAGAUGUGUCACCUUAUGCACAGUACAACAAUGUGCCAUUUCCCCAAGUCCAGCCUCAGAUCUCAUCGCCACCUUAUUACCCCAACCUAGGCUUCUACCCUCYGCAGCACGAGGAAUGGUAUUCCCCUGGGAUGUAUGAACUCAGGAGGUUACCCUCAGAGACCUUUUUCACAAGAGAGACAGAGAUAAUGGAUAUUCCUGCAGCCAAAAAGCCUAGACUGGGUCACUCCACAGGAAGAGUGAAAGGAGAAGAGCUCUGUGUGGUCUGUGGUGACAAAGCCUCUGGGUACCACUACAAUGCCCUCACUUGUGAAGGAUGCAAAGGGUUCUUCAGAAGAAGCAUCACAAAAAACGCAGUGUACAAGUGUAAAAAUGGAGGCAACUGUGAGAUGGACAUGUACAUGAGGAGAAAAUGCCAGGAGUGCCGUCUGAGGAAAUGCAARCAAAUGGGCAUGUUGGCUGAAUGUAUGUAUACAGGUCUCCUAACAGAGAUACAGUGCAAGUCAAAAAGGUUACGGAAAAACAUGAAGCAGCCCCCAGAUCAGACAGUCAMUGAAGACAACGAAGGCCAUGAUGUGAAGCAAGUAACAUCUACAACUAAAAUAURCAGGGAGAAGGUAGAAUUUACCCCAGAACAGCAGAAACUUCUUGAUUAUAUCAUGGAUUCAUACAGCAAACAACAAAUACCACAGGAGGUGUCAAAAAAGCUAUUAAACGAAGAAUUCAGUGCUGAAGGAAAUUUUCUGAUUUUGACAGAAAUGGCUACCAGUCACGUGCAGGUUCUUGUGGAAUUCACUAAAAAGCUACCAGGCUUCCAAACCCUUGAUCAUGAAGACCAGAUUGCUUUGCUGAAGGGCUCAGCAGUAGAAGCCAUGUUCCUCCGUUCAGCUGAGAUCUUCAGCAGGAAACUUCCUUCAGGACACACUGUCCUUUUAGAAGAAAGAAUCCGCAACAGCGGUAUCGCAGAUGAAUUCAUAACUCCCAUGUUUAAUUUUUAUAAAAGCGUUGGAGAGCUGAAGAUGACACAGGAAGAAUAUGCACUGUUAACAGCCAUAGUUAUCCUGUCUCCAGAUCGCCAAUACAUAAAGGACAGAGAUUCUGUGGAAAGRCUUCAAGAACCACUGCUGGAUAUUCUACAAAAAGUCUGCAAACUUCACCACCCGGACAACCCUCAACACUUUGCAUGUCUUCUGGGUCGUCUCACAGAAUUACGGACAUUUAACCAUCAUCACGCAGAGAUGCUGAUGUCAUGGAGAGUGAACGAUCACAAAUUCACACCUCUUCUCUGUGAGAUCUGGGAUGUGCAGUGAUGGAUACUUUUAAAUUUUAUUUUAGGAGAAAUAUCYUUUUAAAGGGCCACAUAACAUUUAUUUUCAUAGAAAAGUAUCCCAUGGUGCAUUAUAUUUUCUUUAUUGCAUUUUUAUAGAAACAUGCCAUGGAUUCAUGAAAGUAAUUUUGUUCACUGUGCACAGAAUAUUGUAUAGCUAUCAGAUCCUCACACGUGACAACAACUUUUUUUCGUAUUUAUACACUCUGAUCAGAAAGAGCCCACCAGCCCUUCAAAGGCACCCAAUUAAUUCCUGUUGCAAUUAAGCUGAUUGCAGUUACAGUUCCUCUGUGAAGAAAUGAGGAAAUACAAGUUUCCAUUCAUAUUUUUUCACUGAAGUGUUUUUUUUUGUACUUUACCUCUGUCAAAGAAUACAUUCCAGAUAGCUACGGUAAUGAACCAGCCAAAAUGAUUAAUGCCAUAGUCAUUUGCUGUUCAACUGUGAAAUGUGUUCAUGUAAGGUGUGCAAGAUGUCAUUUCUUCACAAGAUAAAAAUUAUGUAAUGGAGAAAAACCAUACACACACACAAAAACUCGUUUCAUGAUAUAACGUGUAACUUCAUUUGCAUUAUUAUUUCAAAG